CAUGUCUUUUCCUUCAUGGAGAUUUGGCAGACAACAACAGAAUGACUGGAGGAAACCUGAGUUGUUUAGGGCCACAGAGAGCUUUGGGAACGUGUAGAGAGUCUUCCAAAUAUUUUUGUUUUAAGUUCAAAUGCACUGGAAGGUGUUACUAUAGCUUGGGUGUAUCAAAGGGGAUGUAACACUUUCAAGCCCCCUGCCUCACUUCUGCUUGUGGAAUUUGUAAUGCCAGUGGGAUCAGACUUGCUAUAUAAAGCCACCACAUUAGAUCGCUUUCCCAUUCAGGCAGCUCGAAACCUUGCAGAGCUGUCUCUUAUUCGCCAAGAACAGCUUGUGCUGAGGAGAGAGAAAGAGGGGGAGAUUUAGGGGCUCUUCUCCCCACCAAUAGCUAGGCAAAGAAUGGCUGUGAAUCUCAGAUGCUUGGUAAGCUGUGCUCUCAUCAUAGCUGCCACCGCAAAUGGAUUUACCCAGAAAGGACUCAAACAGAUAUUGCUGGAUAAAUUAGGGCUUCCUGAGCUCCCUGCUCUUCAGAGGACAGACAUGGAGAAUCUGGUCAUUCCAGAAAAUAUAAGGAAUAAAUACAUGUCUAUGCUGAAGCGCCGCCGAGAGAAGCGGAGAGCAAUGCCAAGUCUAGCUGGAAUCCUGAGAGGAAUUUCCGGCAAUGCAGAUAUUCCUGGAGAUAUUCUCUAUUCGGACACCACCCGUCAAAAACUGAUCUUCGACAUGGAAGGCAGGAUACCAGCAAACAGCGAAGUCACCAUGGCUGAGCUGAAGCUUUUCAAAAAGCCCCUGGAGAGGAAACACCUGCCCAGCAAGCCAUCUCAUCGGCCAGUCAUGAAUGCCAGGGUGAGCGUGUACUGGGUGCAGCCCCAAGAGAAUGGCACCAACCGGACCUCUUUGAUUGAUUCCAGGUUAGUUCCACUUAUGGAGUCUGGCUGGAGGAAUUUCGAUGUCACCCAGGCAGUGCAUUUUUGGCUAAAGACCAAGAUGCAGGGGCCGAUGCUCUUGGAGAUCUGGAUUGAAGGAGAAAGAUUAGGCAGCUAUGCCUCUGAAAUGGCCAAAACUGUGCGCUUUACUUCUCAGGAUCCUUUGGACAAAGCACUGGGCAAGCCUGAGUUGGUGCUUUAUACCCUUAACCUGGAAGACUAUGGGGGACCUGGAGAUUGUGAAGGAGGAACCCUGACUGAGAAGACUACCUGCUGCCGCCAGGAACAUUACAUCAAUUUCCGAGAGCUGACCUGGACACAGUAUUGGAUUAUCGAGCCAGCCGGCUACCAGGCUUACCACUGUGUGGGUGGCUGCCGGCAACCCAAGAAUUUGCUGCGCCAUUUUGGCUACGGAGAGAGAACCUGUGCUGUGCUGGAGAGCUCUCCGCUGCCCAUGAUGUAUCUUGUCAAGAAGGGAAACUACACUGAAAUUGAGGUGGCAGAGUUCCCUAAUAUGAUUGUAGAAAAAUGUGGCUGCAUCAUGGACAACAUAGCAGCAGUCUAGCCACACACCAAACACAGAAUGGCAGAAAGGCAAGAGGUAGCCUGUUACAGGGUGCUCUUUUCCUAGUUUAACCAGAAAACCGAGUUCUCCUAAUGUUGACCACAUAUCACCCGUGGCACUCUGAAUUUGGUUGCUGGUAUUCUUAAUACAUUUGAACAAUAAUUUGGUUCCUCUCCUGUCAUACGUAUACAAUUUUGCAGUCACAAAUGCAGGUUGUUCCAAUCUGGAUGGAAUUUUGCCAUGUAUAACUUGUAUGUCUGCCUUUCAUGGCCAUGAUGGCUGUGUUCUACCUCCACUGUUCCUGGGAAUCUCAAGUGGGAAGAGUGCUGUUGCACCUAGGCCCUGCUUGUGGGCUUCUCGUAGGUAUCUGGUUGGCCACUGUGAGAACAGGAUGCUGGACUAAAUUGGCCUUUGGUCUUACUGGGUACUUAUAUUCUAUUUGUUUGUUUGUUGCUGGGCUAUCAUUUUCCAUGGUAGAGCAGCAAAGUAGGAUAUAAUCCCAAAUUCACUGAGCGAUAGCAG
This is a messenger RNA of Lacerta agilis (Sand lizard), 2010 nucleotides long. RefSeq names its product left-right determination factor 2-like. Gene Ontology annotation, biological process: BMP signaling pathway; SMAD protein signal transduction. Gene Ontology annotation, molecular function: cytokine activity; transforming growth factor beta receptor binding; growth factor activity. Gene Ontology annotation, cellular component: extracellular region. The record is from RefSeq and is a predicted model, not a curated record. Bases 397 to 1488 code for a protein of 363 amino acids. The transcript is spliced from 4 exons. Lineage: Eukaryota; Metazoa; Chordata; Lepidosauria; Squamata; Lacertidae.